This is a messenger RNA of Halteromyces radiatus, 2217 nucleotides long. RefSeq names its product fungal-specific transcription factor domain-containing protein. NCBI's taxonomy places the organism in Eukaryota, Fungi, Mucoromycota, Mucoromycetes, Mucorales, Cunninghamellaceae. The record is from RefSeq and is a predicted model, not a curated record. Gene Ontology annotation, biological process: DNA-templated transcription. The transcript has 2 exons. Gene Ontology annotation, molecular function: zinc ion binding; DNA binding. The coding region runs from base 1 to 2217 and encodes 738 amino acids.
AUGGAUGAAAGUGGUCAUGUACGAUAUUUAGGAAGAUCAUCUGGAUUCUAUUUACUUCAAAACAGUCGUACUUAUCAAAAUGGCGUCUUCCACUUUUCUGGUUAUGGGCACAAACUUUCUUCCUCCGCUGAUAAAUCUAAUCAUCAUGUUGACCCCCUUGCAUUACCUCCCAAAGACUUGUCUGAACAUUUGGUGCGACUUUAUUUUGAGCAUUUUUAUCCAUUGCUCCCGUUAUUUUACAAACGUCAAUUAGUCUCUUCUAAUGAUAUGGAUGAAUCAUUAUCUCCCUUGUUACUGAAUGCUAUCUAUGCUGUUGCCUCCCGUCUUUCUUCUGAUGUCCGUGUGCGAUCUGAUCCUAAUUCACAAGACACCGCAGGUGAUAUUUUUUUUGAACGUGCAAAAUGUUUACUGGAUGAUUACUACGAUGUACCCCGAAUAUCAACUGUUCAAGCUCUUCUUUUAUUGUCAAGUCAUCAACAAGGUGCAAUGAAAUCUGCUCGUGCAUGGCUUUAUUGUGGAAUGGCUUUUCGAAUGGCUCUUGAUCUUGGAUUACAUCGAAAUUCGGAACAUUGGAAUAUCCCUCCUGAAGAACGAGAAAGAAGAAAACGAGUCUUUUGGUGUUGUUUUAUUGUGGAUCGAUUGACUACUGCUAUUUAUGGACGUGCACUUUGCUUUGAAGAACGGGAUAUCGAUGUACCUUUUCCAUCUGUGGAUGAUGAUGAGCCAAUACAAACAGAAACGAAUCAACCUGGACCUAGGAUAUUGGACACAUUCAUUCAUUGUAUCAAACUAUGUGAUAUACUGGGUCAUGUUUUGAAAAAUAUUUACUACGCAAAAGCUCGACAUCAUACAUCUGGUCAACAUGUGGAUCAUGUACUCAAAACACUUCAUCGACAACUAACAGAAUGGCUUUCUCAUCUACCAACGUCUUUACAAUACAAACUUCCGGAUACUGAAAUAGGUGAAACUGUACCUGAUCCUCCUCUCGCUAUUGGACAACUUCAUAUGAUCUAUUAUACUACCAUGAUCUUACUUCAUCGAUCAUUUAUUCCUGGACCUUCUCAGGCUGUUGAAUCUCAAUUAUCUCUUCCUUCCUACGAUCUUUGUGUGUCCGGUGCUAGAUCUAUUCUCAACAUCAUUAACAUUAUGCUAGGGGAAAAACAUAUACGGUAUGUGGUAAAUUACUCGGUUUAUUUUGCCUUUACUGCUGGAAUUAUAUUUAUCAAAAUGGCAUCCUCCUCUGAUGAAUUCAAUACAGCUUUUGAUGCCAAAGUGAAUGUCAACAAAAUCAUGCGUGCUUUGGAUGAAAUGGAACAUACAUGGAUGAAUGCCAGCCGAUGUUGCAAUAUUCUUGGUGAACUAGCUGGAUUACGGGAUAUCAAUUUGGAAUGUGAUGAAUACGUACCUAGACGACUUAGUAAAGCAGCAAGCCCACCUCCUGCGAUUGCGGUUCCCAAUUCUCCAGAACCAACUAUGUUAGAAGAACGUACAAAUACGACUGAACAACUUUCAAUAGAAUCUUACAAUGAUAUACCAGCAACCACACAAUCAUCGUCAUCAUCAUCAUCAUCAUCAAAUUCAAAUGAUCUUCACUAUAAAAGCGAUAAUGAUAAUGAUAAUGACAAGAUGGAGACGAAUUAUCUCACACCCAAUGACAACCAACAACAAACGUUCAUGUCAGCCAUGACAGCAACAUCGAAUAUGGAUCCAUUUGCUGCACCUGGUAGUGUAAUCAUACCUGAACAAUCAACACAGCAACAACAACAACAACAACAACCGGCAAAAUUUGAUCCUUUUGGUACAGCUUUCUGGGGUGUACCAACAUCUUUGGAUGCGGAAGAAUGGAAUCAAUAUUUUGCACAAGGAGUCUCUACACCCACAUCGUUACAACCUGGAACAAGACCUUUAGAGCAUGCGACAUUGCUUUCUUCUUAUGAUAUCACCUCCUCUCAUGUACCUUCUUUUUACACUCCAUCAUCAUCACCAUCCACUUUAUUUACUCAACAACAACAACAUCAUCAUUUAGCAUCUCUAUCUUCAUCAACCACUUUAACACCAUCUUCAACAUCAUCGUCAUCAUCAUCAUCAUCAACGAUUGCUAAAAAGGAAAUGGACAUAUUAGGCAAUACAACAUCUUCAAUGUCAUCACUUCCACUAUCUAACAAUCCUGCUCAAAGUUACUUACUAGGGUAUGGCAAUCAUCAUCAACAACCAUGA